This is a messenger RNA of Rotaria sp. Silwood2, 726 nucleotides long. The record is from the annotation of a GenBank genome assembly. NCBI's taxonomy places the organism in Eukaryota, Metazoa, Rotifera, Eurotatoria, Philodinida, Philodinidae.
AUGCUUGACGAGAAAUUCGAUUCAUUGGCUGCCCACCGCGAUGAUAUUGCCAGAAAGCUUGAGGACUAUUUCGUAAAUGAUCAAUCUAAUGAUUGUUUCUGUGAGAUCGAGUUAUGGGAACAAGAAGAAACUGCGAAUAUUAAAGCAACAGCGGCUGCUAUGCGGAACGAAGUGAUCGAGGUCGUUGAAAUGCGUCUGAGGGUGGCAACAGAAAAAUUAGGGUCGCUAACAGAUAAAAUUAAUGAAGCACGUCAAGACAAAAACAAUUUUGAUGAAAUUGAAUUGAAACUAUGGGACAAACAGUUGAACAUUAUCAAGAAACUAACAGCAUUUAAAGUUACUAUUAAAAAGUUUAAAAAUGGGCUUGAACUGCUAAUUACUGGAGAACGAAUAGAAAACAUCAUAUCUUCUUUAGAUACCGAUCAAAGCCGUAGUGAUCCUAUACCAAUUACCAGUGAUCCACAACUUCAAAGCGUCUAUGAUAAUCAUACAAACCCUGAAAUAAUACCAACGACAUCAAACAACGUCAUACCUACACAUAAUAUGCAAUCAGACCAAAUGCGAAACUUAGUGCUGUCAGUGGACAUCGAAUCGCAUGGAGGAUGUGAAGAAACCGUACAUAUCACAAAUGAAAGACCAACAACUACAGUGCUUCGACAUCGUGCCGCAGAAAUUCCAUUUGAACAUAGAAGUUUCUAUCCUCUUCGUUGGCGUGUUGACCACUGA